Acanthaster planci (crown-of-thorns starfish) is the source of this 1840-nucleotide messenger RNA. RefSeq lists its product as uncharacterized. Gene Ontology annotation, molecular function: calcium ion binding. The record is from RefSeq and is a predicted model, not a curated record. Lineage: Eukaryota; Metazoa; Echinodermata; Asteroidea; Valvatida; Acanthasteridae.
AUGCCAUCGAACAAUCUGGUGAUCAGCUGGCUGGGGGUUAAGGUUGCGAGGUUGGGGAAGCCCGCGCGGUAUGCGCACGAGGAGGGGCCCCCUCGCUGGGGCUAUAAAACACGGUUGGGAUUCCCUCUCGCCAUCAAACCACCACCGAGACCGUUGAGCACCGAGUCAGCCCUCCAACCAAAGCCUGAGCGAUCUGAAGCCUCUCCUGCUCCCGCCGACUUAGUCGUUUUUUGCUUUUUCCAGCCCAGUGAGACUUGGUGGGAAAACCAGGCAGCAGAACGGCACAUCUAUCCCCUGGACAAACUCCACAAUCUGCAUCUGCUGACAUUCUUGACAAGGGGUCGGUCUCCUCUUUCGAGUCCUUCAGGAAGACUUCUUCUGCCAACAGACGACAACUUUCCGAGUCACAUCCCGUCCGUUGCCAUAGCAACCUUAUCCACCAUGAGCGGCAUCGUCAUCACUCUCAGUCUCCUCGCCUGCAUCCUGGUCAUCUCGGAGGCCUGCAACAGGUCAGCCCAAGGCGGCUUGCCGGCUGGCUACACCCCACCACCCUCGGCUGACGGCGGCUCGUACGGCCCCGGGUCCGGUCCAGUACCGCCGCAUCCCUUCAGGAGGCGCCGAGACGACGACAGUGACAACAACAAUGACGUGCAGCAAUCCCAGGUCGUGACCAGGAUGAUGCAGAAACUCUUUGUCGACUUGGACGUGGACGGCGACGGUAGCGUCUGUGCCGAUGAGUGGGCCAAGCGGGGAGGCAUCGCAGACGACUACACUCAACUCCUGGCCGACUUCGACAGAAAUGGGGACGGCAUACUUUCGUUUGACGAGUUUUUGUCAGCAUCCAAAUCGUGAGAUCUUGCAGCCUGAACAGGGUCUCGAUUUUGGAUCUUCUUAAUACUCUACGACUGUUGCUUGAGCGAAAGCACCCGACGGCCCCGACCUGUGUGAUGCUCUAGAUGUAACUACACUACGUACUGCAAGGUAGUCCGAACGCACGAUUGUCCAAAGACAAAAAUAUUCCUGUACAGUUCGUGUGCUCCUUGCAUUUGAAAAACAAGCUUUUUAAUUAAGCAGGGGAAAAGCCAUCUGAAAAUUUAAGUCUUUGCUUAGAUAUUUUGCUUCAAAUUAUUUAUUGUUAUUCUAACGUUGAAGGUUAUUCCUGUCGGUUUUGCACUUGUUAAGAAUCCGGAUUAAAGUUUUGGUCAUUACAUUAACAUAGAAAGGGAACUCUUCACUUAGUAUAAAAAUCCCCUGCAAUAACCCGAGGACGUACAUGUAACAAGAAAUAAAUUAAGGAAUGCUUUUCUCUGAUUUUUGUUUUGUUUUUAGUUUUCCCUAAUUGGAUGAAUGAAGCUGUUUAUGAUAUUUUUAUAUAAAAAUUAUAUUUUGUGUAAUAUUAAUUUUGCGAAUCUCACCAGUCCUGUAGACUCUUGUUUGGGUGCCCACACUUCUUUCUUGAGUAUACACGACUAAGAUUGUGGCUCAUCCUGCAAACGGAAAUUACAAAAAAAAAGAGAUUGCUUACUGUAAUGGCUUGCCGUAUUUUUGUACCUAUAUGGAAAAACAAACGCCCUUUGUUUCCAUUUCAAACAUAUUGCAGUUAUUCGGACGUCACUUUACGCUGCCACUAGAGGGCGCUCUUUACGAGUCAAGUGCAAAACGAAAAUCUAAUUUGUUCCUGGAGUUAACCCGAGCAGUAAUGCACACCGGCCAUUAAGUCUCGGCACCACUUAGAAAAAAAAAAUAUAGGCAGACAAAUCAAAAUGAGCAUUUGUAAAAUUGGGUCUCCAUGUUUAUUUUGAAUAAAUUCUGUCUCGAAGGAAGGUUCGUUUUACAAUGA